AUGCUGGCAGCAGGAGCCUGGGAAGAGGAAUACUGGGGAAAGGGGAGCCUGGAGCUCAUUGUAGAGGGCCCUGAAUGCCACGCUCAGGCGCAAGCACAGCCUCUCCUGACCACUCUGGGGUCUUUCUUCUGUCUGUCCCCAGCCUCUGGCCGCUCCCACCCGGCCAGCCCCAGUCCUCCGGGGCCGCAGGCCAGCCCGGUGCUGCCGAUCAGCUACCGCCUGUCACACACGCGGCUGGCCUUCUUCCUGCGGGAGGCGCGGCGCACGCCUCCCAUGGUCACCAACGGCUCCCUGCAGCGCUCCGAGCCCUUCGUGGUGUUCCAGACCAAGGAGCUGCCCGUCCUCAAUGUCUCCCUGGGACCCUUCAGCACCAGCCAGGUGGUGGCCCGGGAGCUCCUGCAGCCGUCCAGCACCCUGGACAUCCCCGAGCGCCUGACGGUCAGCUGGAAGGUGCGAGCCUUCAUCGUCCGCCCCCGCGUGCCUGCCUCGCAGCCCGUGGCCCAGGUGCUGUUCUACGUGGCCGGCCGGGACUGGGAUGACUUCGGCGUCACCGAGCGGCUGCCCUGCGUCCGCCUGCACGCCUUCCGGGAUGCCCGGGAGGUCAAGAGCUCCUGCCGCCUCAGCGGGGGUCUGGCCACCUGUCUCGUGCGGGCCGAGCUGCCCCUGGCUUGGUUCGGGCCCCCGGCCCCGGCCGCACCACCCACUGCCCGCCGCAAGUCUCCAGAUGGGCUGGAGCCCGAGGCGACAGGGGAGAGUCAGCAAGCCGAGCUCUACUACACUCUCCAUGCCCCGGAUGCAUCGGGAGGCUGUGGAGGAACACGGCGGGGUGCCGGGCCCGGCGGCGGGGCCCGGGCCGAGAGCCCGACCCAGCACCCCCUGCUGCGCAUCGGGAGCAUCAGCCUGUUCCGCCCGCCCCCCAGAAGGACCCUGCAGGAGCACAGGCUGGACGGCAACCUGGUGAUCCGCCUGCCUGACCGGCCCCUCAAGCCCGGGGAAGUGCUCAGCAUCCUCCUCUACCUGGCCCCCAACUCCUCCUCUCCCUCCAGCCCCAGCGUGGAGCACUUCACUCUCAGGGUGAAGGCCAAGAAGGGCGUGACCCUUCUAGGAACCAAGUCACGGAGUGGCCAGUGGCACGUGACCUCGGAGCUGCUGACUGGGGCAAAGCAUUCAACAGCCACCGUGGAUGUGUCCUGGGCCCAGGGCACACCGCUGCCCCUCUGGGAGGACCAGGGGCCCCUGGAGAUCCUGCAGCUGGACUUUGAGAUGGAGAACUUCACCAGCCAGUCAGUCAAGCGGAGGAUCAUGUGGCACAUCGACUACCGCGGCCACGGUGCCCUGCCUGACCUGGAGCGGGCUGUCACCGAGCUGACGGUCAUCCAGCGGGAUGUGCAGGCCAUCCUGCCCCUGGCCAUGGACACAGAGAUCAUCAACACAGCCAUCCUGACUGGCCGGACGGUGGCCAUCCCUGUCAAGGUCAUUGCCAUCGAGGUGACCGGCCUUGUCCUAGAUGUCUCUGCCCUGGUGGAAUGCGAAUCUGACAAUGAGGACAUCAUCAAGGUAUCCAGCAGCUGUGACUACGUGUUUGUUAGCGGAAAGGAGUCUCGCGGUUCCAUGAACGCCAGGGUCACCUUCCGCUACGACGUCCUCAAUGCCCCCCUGGAAAUGACAGUCUGGGUGCCCAAGCUGCCCCUGCACAUUGAGCUCUCGGAUGCCCGCCUCAGCCAAGUGAAGGGCUGGAGGGUACCUAUCUUUCCUGACCGGAGAUCAGCCCGGGAGAGCGAGGACGAGGACGAGGAGGAGGAGGAGCGCCGGCAGAGCGCGAGCCGCGGCUGCACCCUGCAGUACCAGCACGCCACCCUGCAGGUUUUCACCCAGUUCCACACGACGUCAUCGGAGGGCACUGACCAGGUGGUCACCAUGCUGGGCCCAGACUGGCUGGUGGAGGUCACCGACCUGGUCAGCGACUUCAUGCGGGUGGGUGACCCCCGAGUGGCACGCAUGGUAGACGGCAGCACGCUGGCGGGGCUGGAGCCAGGCACCACGCCCUUCAAGGUGGUUUCCCCUCUGACGGAGUCCGUGCUUGGGGAGACACUGCUGACGGUGACAGAGGAGAAGGUCAGCAUCACACAGCUGCAGGCCCAGGUGGUGGCCAGCCUCACCCUGUCCCUGCGGCCCAGCCCUGGGAGCAGCCACACCAUCGUGGCCACCACGGCCGCCCAGCAGACCCUCAGCUUCCUCAAGCAGGAAGCCCUCCUGAGCCUCUGGCUCUCCUACAGUGACGGUACCACGGCCCCACUCUCCCUCUACAGCCCCCGGGACUAUGGGCUGCUGGUGAGCAGUCUGGAUGAGCGCGUGGCCACAGUGACCCAGGACCGGGCCUUCCCACUGGUGGUGGCUGAGGCCGAGGGGGCUGGGGAGCUGCUCCGUGCGGAGCUCACCAUCGCCGAGAGCUGCCAGAAAACCAAGCGCAAGAGUGUGCUGGCCACGACCCCUGUAGGCCUGCGGGUGCACUUUGGGCGGGAAGAGGGGGACCCCACCUACGACUACCCCGGCCCCAGCCAGCCAGGGCCCGGCGGGGGCGAGGACGAGGCCCAGGGAGCUGGCCCGCCGGGCACUGCCGGAUCCCCGCCCGAGGCCGUGGGCCCGGGCACCGCCAGCCCGGCGGUGCCACCCACAGAAGAUUUCCUGCCACUGCCCACCGGCUUCCUGCAGAUGCCGAGGGGGCUGACGGACCUGGAGAUCGGCAUGUACGCGCUGCUGGGCGUCUUCUGCCUCGCCAUCCUGGUCUUCCUCAUCAACUGCAUCGUCUUCGUGCUGCGCUACCGGCACAAGCGCAUCCCGCCCGAGGGCCAGACCAGCAUGGACCACUCUCACCACUGGGUGUUCCUGGGCAAUGGGCAGCCGCUGCGGGGGCAGGGGGAGCUGUCGCCACCCGCCAACAACCCGAUGGAGACCGUGCCCGCCUGCUGCCACGGCGACCACCACAGCAGCGGCAGCUCGCAGACCAGCGUCCAGAGCCAGGUGCACGGGCGGGGCGACGGCUCCUCGGGCGGCUCGGCCCGGGACCAGGCCGAAGACCCCGCCAGCUCACCCACCUCCAAGCGCAAGCGGGUCAAGUUUACCACCUUCACGACGCUGCCCUCGGAGGAGCUGGCCUAUGACUCGGUGCCCGCCGGCGAAGAGGAUGAGGAGGACGAAGAGGACCUGGGAUGGGGCUGCCCAGAUGUGGCGGGCGCCGCGCGGCCCACUCAGCCCCCUGACCUGCACAAUUACAUGCGCAGAAUCAAAGAGAUUGCGUAGGAGUGCCGUCCCCUGCCCGCCACGUCGUGGGCGCUGCGUGGGACCCAGCCGGGACCCAGUUCACACUUGACGUGGGCCGGCUGAAGUGGAACUUGUACUCCGGCCCCUGCAGCUUUGCUCCUCCCAGACGGCCACCUCCUUGCCUCACACCUUACCCUCCUCCGCCCCAGAGGUGGAGGUGCCUUCCUCCUGGAGCUUGCUAAGAGGAAAGCAAUCCCAGCCUUUGUUCUACCCUUUCCAACCCUCCUCCCGUCUUAGACAACCCCCCUGCCCCAAGACGGGGGCAAGGAGGCCAAGCUUGGGCCGGGGGUCCUCACAAUGCCCCGCCCCAUCCCCCCAUGUCCCCUGCUUCCCCCCCGUGUGGGGGACUCUGGGGGGUCUUGUGUCACAAGCUGCACAAAGACUUUUCUCAAACCACUAUUCAGGGAUUUCUGUCCUGCAGGGUGGGGAGGCGGCGGCAGCUGUCUGCCCUGCCAAGGAUCUUGCUGUGGACAAAACAUUUGGGGGGCAGGGGAUAUUUGUAGCAUCUGCUGGCUUCUGGGUGCCCCCCAGUCCCUUCC
This is a messenger RNA of Eubalaena glacialis (North Atlantic right whale), 3860 nucleotides long. It is a transcript of the gene TMEM132E, whose product is annotated as transmembrane protein 132E. Bases 1 to 3300 code for a protein of 1099 amino acids. The transcript is spliced from 9 exons. The record is from RefSeq and is a predicted model, not a curated record. NCBI's taxonomy places the organism in Eukaryota, Metazoa, Chordata, Mammalia, Artiodactyla, Balaenidae.